This is a messenger RNA of Pogona vitticeps (central bearded dragon), 2313 nucleotides long. The record is from RefSeq and is a predicted model, not a curated record. Lineage: Eukaryota; Metazoa; Chordata; Lepidosauria; Squamata; Agamidae.
AUGCUCUGUGGACCCAAUUUAUUAGAGAUAUCAGCUGGGACUCUGGUGACACAGCUGAUAUCUCUGAUCAGCUGGGUCUUCAGCACAUGCACAGAAGGCAGCAUCUGGCCUAAUUACAAACGCUUCUCCUAUCAGAACGUGCUGGAGCUCAGUGUCUACGAUGAGGAUGUCUGCCAAGAUGAACUUCUCUUCACUGUGUGCUUUGAUGUAGCUGGACUCCCAAUGAACGAAAAAGUUCUCAUGUGCUUUAACUGCAAUCCAAAGGACCAUGAGGAGCUGGAGAUAGAGUUUGAGUUACAAAACAGUUCAAGGGUCCUCGAAACUAUCAUUACGAAUGGCGUUCUUCUGUCCCGCCAAGUUUGCUGUUUGGAAUGUGAGGUGGAGAAGAAAAAGGCAAAAAAAUCAAAACAAAGACUGGCUCUUACAGUGAAAGGAUCCUAUGAAAGACACCGGGAGUUCAAUUUUGGCUCUAACUUCUGCCUGAGGCCAACGUGUCAGACCACAUUCCACUAUGUCAAAUAUAAACAUCAAACCCUUGACAUUAAACUACCAAAGAAGGGCCUAGAUUAUGCCAUUGGCCGAUGUUCCUAUAAUAAAGAGGAAAGACCCUUAAAAGUGGAAAUUAAUUCAAUUCCUAGAAGCAAGAACAUAGUACUAGCAGAGAGUAAUACAUUUGCUUUGCAUGUGAAGACAGAAGACUGUCAGAGAGGCCUCGAUGUUCGCUUGGAAUGUGACCUUUGUCCCCAGGAAAAGGAAUUCUUGAACAAAAGGAAGAUCAUUGUUGCUGAUGGUUUCAAAAAGGUUCUUGGACUAGAAAAGGACCUACAAGAUCACGAGGUUCCAGUUGUGGCAAUUAUGACAACAGGGGGCAGUACAAGAUCACUAACGGCAUUGUAUGGAAGCCUACGAGGUCUUCAGAAAUUAAAUCUCUUAGACUGUGCAACAUACAUUAGUGGUUUAUCUGGAACAACAUGGACUAUGGGAAAUUUGUACAGAGAUGCUUAUUGGUCAAAAAAGGAUCUGAAUGAGCAAAUUAAGGAGGUUAAAAGGCAUGUAACUAAAAGCAAACUGGACUGCUUUUCUGCAGAGCGUCUGAAAUAUUACAACAGACAACUGCGUCUAAGGAAAGAAGAAGGACACAAGACAUCUUGUAUAGAUCUAUGGGGGCUUAUUAUUGAAUAUGUAUUAAAUGAUGGGAAAGACAACCACAAACUCUCAGAUGAACAGCAAGCAGUGAAUGAGGGUCAGAAUCCUUUACCAAUCUACACUGCAAUCAAUGUGAAAGAGAAGUACAGCACCAUGGAUUUCAGCGAAUGGAUGGAAUUCACACCAUAUGAAGUGGGGAUAUUAAAAUACGGAGCUUUUGUUCGAGCUGAAGAUUUUGGCAGCGAAUUCUUUAUGGGACGUCUGAUGAAGAGGCUUCCAGAGACUCGAUUCUGUUACAUGGAAGGCAUGUGGAGUAGUAUCUUUUCCCUAAAUCUCCUGUAUUUCUGGAAUAUAUCUCACAGUUCAGAGGAAUUUUGGCACAGGUGGACACGAGACCAAAUAACUGAUAUAGAUGAAACGCCUUGUUUACCCACUAGACCACAUGAGCAAAAGACACAUUUGUACACACCUGGAGGACCUUUCUCCAGUGCUCUUAGAGAUGUGCUUACUGAUCGCCUAUCUGUUGCCCAGUAUCACAAUUUUAUCAGAGGUCUUCAGCUGGACAAUAACUAUUUGAAGAAUGAGACAUUCUGCAGAUGGAAAGACACUGUACUUGACUCAUCUUCACCCAAUAAGCUGACCCAAACAGAAGAAUACUUGUCUCUAGAAGAUACUGGAUUCUUUAUAAAUACUAGCGCAACACCUCUGCUGAGACCAGAGAGGAAGGUGGAUGUCAUCAUCCAUUUAAAUUAUAGUGCAGGAUCACAAUCAUUGCCUCUGAAGCAAUCGUGCAAAUAUUAUGCCGAACAAGGAAUCCCAUUUCCCAAAGCUGUGCUGCAUGAAGAUGAUGAACAUUUAAAGGAAUGCUAUUUAUUUGAAGAUGCAGAGAAUCUGGAAGCACCAGUAUUACUGUUUUUUCCACAAGUGAAUGAUACCUUUCGCUAUUACAAAGCACCUGGUGUAAAACGUUCUGAAUCCGAAAUGAAAUAUGGUGAUGUUGAUUUCUCCAGUAAUUGUAGCCCUUAUUCUACAUAUUCCCUGACGUUCAGCAAAGAAGAGUUCGAUCAACUAGUGGACCUGAGUGAAUACAAUAUUCUGAACAACCAACAUCUGAUCCUAAAGGCCUUGCAUAUAGCAGUGGAACGGAAAAAAGUACUUAAGAAAUAA